Colias croceus (clouded yellow) is the source of this 3112-nucleotide messenger RNA. RefSeq names its product dnaJ homolog subfamily C member 3 (gene P58IPK). The coding region runs from base 125 to 1597 and encodes 490 amino acids. The transcript is spliced from 11 exons. Lineage: Eukaryota; Metazoa; Arthropoda; Insecta; Lepidoptera; Pieridae. The record is from RefSeq and is a predicted model, not a curated record. Gene Ontology annotation, molecular function: misfolded protein binding; protein-folding chaperone binding. Gene Ontology annotation, biological process: protein folding in endoplasmic reticulum. Gene Ontology annotation, cellular component: endoplasmic reticulum.
AGACCACGAAAAGAUACGAACUACGAAGGAAAGAUGGACUGUGGCUAUGUCAAAUAAUUAGUGUUAUUAUUACAAGAAUUGCUUUAAUUUGUGUUAAGGUUGCUCUAAUAAUUUAUACAAAAUAAUGGACAUCUUAGUUAAUAUUAACUGGAACAAAAUCACGCCAUGUCUCGUUUUAUUACUAUCAGAUUUAGUGUUAAAGUUUUCAGAGUGCACGUCGACACAAGCUGAAGUAAACAAACAUUUGGAAUUAGGACGAGAUUUUCUAAGUCGUGGUCAGCUUUCUGAUGCACUCACACAUUAUCAUGCAGCUGUUGAGGGGGACCCACACAACUACCUCACAUAUUUUAAGCGCGGUACCGUCUAUUAUGCACUUGGUAAAGCCAAGUUUGCGUUACAAGACUUUACUAAGGUUUUAGAACUAAAGCCAGACUUCACUCAAGCGAGAGUGCAUCGGGCGCAGGUAUACCUCAAGUUGGCACAAUAUGUGCAAGCCAAAGAUGACUUCCUACAAGUGACGUACGAAGACCCGUACAACGAGGACGCGGCGGUGCAGUACCACCGCAUGGACGAGCUGGCGGAGGAGCUGCGGCUGGCGGAGGCCUACUACCGCGGGGCCGACGUGCGCAGCGCCGCCGAGCUCGCCACGCGCCUGCUGGAGGCUUCGCCCUGGUCCGCGCACCUGCGCCAGCUGCGGGCCGAGUGCUACAUCGCGAUGAACGACCUGUUCUCUGCGGUGUCGGACAUCCGCUCGGUGAACCGCCUGCAGCAGGACUCGACGGCGGGCUACCAGCGCCUCGCCACGCUGCUCUACCAGCUCGGACAUGUUAACGAUGCGCUUAAGGAGAUCCGCGAGUGCCUGAAACUCGAUCCAGAACACAAGCAAUGCUUCCCGCUAUACAAAAAACUGAAAAAGGUGGACAAACUAGUGGAGCAGUGUGAAAGUGCGAGCGCAGCCGGGGACUUCGCGGGCUGCGUGCGAGCUGCCGGCCAGCUGCUGAAGGCUGAGACUGAAGUGUCCUUGGUUGUGUUCGAGGCCAGGAAGUGGCUGUGCACUUGUGCUAAUAAGGACGAGCAGCACACCGAAGCGCUAGUGCACUGUAACGCGGCGCUCGCCAUACAACGAGACGCGCGGUUGUUGUGCGAUAAAGCUGAUGUACUGAUCGCGCUGGAGAUGUAUGAGGAUGCGGCGCGCACGUUUAGAGAAGCGUUAGAGUUAGAAGAGGGUCUGCAGCGAGCUAAAGAGGGACUGAACAAAGCACAACGCAUGCAGAAACUCGCCGAACAGCGGGACUACUACAAGAUACUUGGUGUUAAACGGUCAGCGAGCAAGCAAGAGAUCACGAAAGCGUACCGGAAAGCAGCACAAAAGUGGCAUCCAGAUAACUUCCACGGAGAUGAUAAGAAAGUAGCGGAGAAGAAGUUUAUAGAUAUAGCUGCUGCUAAGGAGGUGCUGACGGACCCCGAGAAGCGCGCGCAGUUCGACGCGGGCGUGGACCCGCUGGACCCCGAGGGCGGCCGCCAGCCCGCGCACCACAACCCCUUCCACCACUUCCAGCACGGCUCGCCCUUCCAGUUCAAGUUCCACUUCAACUGACCCACCAACUCUUCCGCUUCAACUGGGGACUAUGCAGCUCAAGUUCCGCUUCAACUGGGGACUAUGCAGCUCAAGUUCCACUUCAACUGGGGACUAUGCAGCUCAAGUUCCACUUAACCUGGGGACUAAGCAAAUCAAGUUCCACUUUAACUGGGGAUUAUACAGCUCAAGUUCCACUUAACCUGGGGACUAAGCAAAUCAAGUUCCACUUUAACUGGGGGCUAUGCAGCUCAAGUUCCACUUAUAUCGGUCCAGUUAUUCAAGUUCCAUUUCAUAUGAGGAGCAUCCAGCACAAGUUCCACUUCAAUUAAACAUCGAUCGGAUCGAACAGGACAAUACUAUCGCGUUCAAAUUCGAAAAAAAGAACAACAAUUUUGUAUGAUUAUUAUUUAUUACCAUCGAUUAUUGAUGUAAAUACCAUGACUUUCUGAUAUAAAUGCAAUCACUUGUCAACAUUUUUACCGUCGUUUUUGAUAUUAAUACGAUCGACCGUUAUGUUUACGUCAAAACCAUCACUUUUUGAUGUUUAUUGCCAACAAGAAAUCAAAUAAAAAUCGCAAUCAUCAUCAUUGUUGAAGGGAACCAAUAAAAAUACUUAAAUAAACAAUGCAAGAAAAUACAAUAGAUUUAAAUAGUAAACUAAUAGUCAUAUUUAUACAAAACUUCGGAGAUUUUGUAAGUCCGUAACACAACGCUUUAAGCCCAUGCAUAGUGAAAUAUUACAAAACGUAGAUACCGAUAUAAUAAAUAAUAUAAUAGUAAAAAAUAAUACAUCACUUGAAUGCUUCAAAAUAUUAGAAAUCAUUUGGUUUUUACUAAAGUGUUAAAUGCUUACCAUUUUAAUUUUAAAUUCAUCGCUCAUUAAAAUUAUAUAAAUAAAUUAUUCGAGAUACUAAGACAAUAAUAAGUAACAAAAGUUACUUUAAAUACUUUAUAGAUAGCUUCCAUAAAGACGGUAUAUCUAGUCCACUACACCUGCUUCUAAUUAAUAUAUAGAAUCUAUUUUUUAUAUUUCUUAUAGUAUGUGAAAUUAUUUGCAAGCCGUAUAUUGUGUAAAUUGAAAUAUAAAUUAUUUUAGGCGAUAAUUUCAAGCUUCUCAGAAAAUUUUAAUGAUAAAAUUAUGAAUUUUAGAGCUAAAAAUGUAUCGUCAAAAAUAAUUUGUUUCGCCAAUUCUAUAGAAAAAAAGGUAUAUUUAUUUAUAUCAAUAUAAUAUUAUAUUCAAUCAUUUCAUAAGAAUUAUCCGUACAUAUAAAAAAAGGAAAAAACUAUAAUUAUAGUUUCCGAUUUUAAGUUUUUCGCGCAAUACAUUCUCUAAGUACAAAAAAAAAGAAAAUAAAUCAUGCAUUAUCAUAACGCUCUUUAUUAUUUGUUUGUGUAAAAUUAACACUAAUUUUUGAACUCUUCACGGAGCAUUAUUGGCGGCGCUUCUAACUGCCAUUGUUGUGAAUUCUCCUAACAAAUUACGUAAAAAUGACUUUUAGGUAUAAACCGUUUUAUAAAACGAAGAGAUAAAAU